AUGCUGAGCCAGAUCCUCGGUCAGGCCAAGAAGCACCUGAGCUUGAUCCCUGUCUUUGUGUUUAUCGGAGCUGGAAGUACUGGAGCUGGACUGUCUAUCAUGCGUCUGGCAUUAUUUAAUCCAGAUGUCAGUUGGGACAGAAAGAACAACCCAGAACCAUGGAAUAAACUUGAGCCUAAUGACCAAUAUAAGUUCUUCGCUGUGAACAGGGAUUACAGCAAGCUGAAGAAAGAAGGCCCUGGCUUCUGA
Molecule: messenger RNA, 249 nt
Organism: Echinops telfairi (small Madagascar hedgehog)
Lineage: Eukaryota; Metazoa; Chordata; Mammalia; Afrosoricida; Tenrecidae
Product: cytochrome c oxidase subunit NDUFA4-like
Exons: 1
Coding region: 1-249 (82 amino acids)
Source: RefSeq, a predicted model, not a curated record